Messenger RNA from Lolium perenne, 1062 nucleotides. RefSeq lists its product as uncharacterized. Gene Ontology annotation, molecular function: protein binding. NCBI's taxonomy places the organism in Eukaryota, Viridiplantae, Streptophyta, Magnoliopsida, Poales, Poaceae. The record is from RefSeq and is a predicted model, not a curated record.
CCAAGCAAUUUUUGCCAACAGCACUUGUUUGCAAUCAAAAAAAAAAAAAUCUUACAUAGCUGAACCAAUGGAGAAAAGUUGGUUCUUGCUCCUUUUCUUGGCGUUCCUCCUGCCGGCGGCGAGCGUGGCGGUGUCGUGCCACCCUGAUGACCUCCUUGCACUGCGCGGGUUCGCCGGUAAUCUCAGCAAUGGGGGCGUCCUCCUCCAUGCCAAGUGGUUCGGCAACUCUUGCUGUAGUUGGGAAGGUGUGGGAUGCGACGGCGGAAGCGGCCGUGUCACUACUUUAUGGCUCCGUGGGCAUGGACUCGCAGGCCACAUCCCAACAGCAUCCUUGGCUGGCCUUGCACGGCUGGAGUCGCUCAACCUCGCCAACAACAAACUGGUCGGCACAAUCCCAUCAUGGAUGGGUGUGCUUGACCACCUUUGCUACUUGGAUCUCUCAAAUAAUUCAUUGGUUGGUGAGAUACCCAAGAAUUUACAGAGAAGGCUCAGUUGCCCCAACAUUGUUGGUCAUUCACUGGGUACGGCUUCCACUAACAUGCCAUUGCAGGUGAAGCAUAACCAAAUAGCACUGAGUGGGCAACCAAACACAAUAACCGGGACCAAUAACUAUGUCAGAUCUGGGAUCAACAAUGUUGUUUCUGGGAACCACAACACUGUCACAUCCGGGAACAACAAUGUUGUGUCUGGGAACCACAACACCGUGUCUGGGACCAACCAUGUUGUAACUGGUAACAACCAUGUCGUAAUAAGGAACCAGAAUACCGUAUCUGGGAGCCAUCAUAAAGUAUCUGGAGGCCACAAUACUGUAUCUGGGAGCCACAAUACCGUAUUUGGAAGCCACAACACAGUAUCUGGGAGCAACCACAUCGUACAUGGGAACAACAAAGUCGUGACAGGAGGUUAACAAUCUAUAGCGAAUUGUUUCCAUAUUCCCUAACGGAGUCACGUCCUUGUCCAAGCUGGGUGUAGCUAAAUAUCACUUGGUGGGGCCAAUGGCGUUAUGUAACUUCGUGGAUAUAGCAUCACAUUACUACUUUAAAUAAAUUCCUAUUAAUCUUA